This is a messenger RNA of Parnassius apollo (apollo), 201 nucleotides long. NCBI's taxonomy places the organism in Eukaryota, Metazoa, Arthropoda, Insecta, Lepidoptera, Papilionidae. The record is from the annotation of a GenBank genome assembly.
AUGCAAAGUUUAGCCAGGUUGACUUAUUUCGCUCAUGCUUCUAGCCCUCAGCCGCCCAGCACGCUGCCACGCAAUAUGAACAAGGCGAUGCACGGCGCGGCGCACGGCGCGGCGCACGGCGCGGCGCACGGCGCGGCGCACGGCGCGGCGCACGGCGCGGCGCACGGCGCGGCGCACGGCGUGGCGCUUCGAAUAAUAUAA